UGCAGCACGCAGCGCGGCGCCACCUCGGAGAGUCUGCGUGUGGACGCCCCUGGCUCCUCUCACAUGUCAAGUCACAGCGGGGAGCUGCGCAUCCUGAGCGUUUACGGACAAGGGGAGGGCCCACUGGCGGUGGACGGCCAUGACACCCUCUUUGCCGCGUCAGAACUGGAGGCCUUGAGCUCGCUGUCCGCUGACCACAGCGUGGCCAAGAGCCUGAACUGCAGCGUACAGCUCGUCCGCCUUGAGGAGCUGACUGGGCAUCAGGGCGGCCGCAAGGGCCGGCCCGGUGUCUUGUGUGGAAAGGUUAUUCCCAACAAUGCCAAUAUGAUCGUCCACAUGAGGACUCACUCCGGCGAGAAGCCCUACAGGUGUGACCGAUGCCCGAAGCGGUUCAGUCUGAAAGGCACCCUGAAGACCCACCUGAGGAGUCACUCCGGCGAGAAACCCUACAGCUGUGACCUAUGCACGAAGUCUUUCUGUCAGAAAGACUACCUGAAUAGCCACAUGAGAACUCACUCCGGCGAGAAGCCCUACAAGUGUGACCAAUGCACAAAGCGCUUCAGUCUUGGCUGCUACCUGAAGAACCACCUGAGGACUCACACCGGCGAGAAGCCCUACAGGUGUGACCGAUGCCCGAAGCGGUUCAGUCUGAAAGGCACCCUGAAGACCCACCUGAGGAGUCACUCCGGUGAGAAACCCUACAGCUGUGACCUAUGCACGAAGUCUUUCUGUCAGAAAGACUACCUGAAUAGCCACAUGAGAACUCACUCCGGCGAGAAGCCCUACAAGUGUGACCAAUGCACAAAGCGCUUCAGUCUUGGCUGCUACCUGAAGAACCACCUGAGGACUCACACCGGCGAGAAGCCCUACAGGUGUGACCAAUGCCCGAAGUGCUUCAGUCUGAAAGACCAUCUGAAGACCCACAUGAGAACUCACUCCGGCGAGAAGCCCUACAAGUGUGACCAAUGCACGAAGCGCUUCAGUCAUGGCUGCAACCUAAAGAACCACCUGAGGACUCACACUGGCGAGAAGCCCUACAGGUGUGACCAAUGCCCGAAGUGCUUCAGUCUGAAAGACCCCCUGAAGCGCCACAUGAGGACUCACUCUGGGGAGAAGCCCUACAAGUGUGACCAAUGCACGAAGCGCUUCAGUCGGACGGGCACCCUGAAGCUCCACCUGAGGACUCACUCUGGGGAGAAGCCCUACAAGUGUGACCAAUGCACAAAGUGCUUCAGUCUGAAAGGCAGCCUGAAGAUCCACCUGGGGACUCACUCUGGGGUGAAGCCCUACAAGUGUGACCAAUGCACGAUGCGCUUCAGUCUGAAAGGCGCCCUGAAGAUCCACCUGAGGACUCACUCCGGUUAGAAGCCCUACCUGUUAGUGCAUUGCAACGCCAGCUACAGCAACCCAAGCAAUUUGAGUGUGCACAUGCUCAAGCACACGGGCAAUGGGGUGCUUUCACACAGGGUAACGGGGCGCUUUGAUUGAGAGCUCUGUCCGGUAUUUGUCAAAAUUACUGCUUUUAGUUUUUCUUUUCAUCAUGAUUAAACACUUUCCAGCUUU
Messenger RNA from Gadus macrocephalus (Pacific cod), 1563 nucleotides. RefSeq names its product zinc finger protein 665-like. NCBI's taxonomy places the organism in Eukaryota, Metazoa, Chordata, Actinopteri, Gadiformes, Gadidae. Gene Ontology annotation, biological process: regulation of transcription by RNA polymerase II. Bases 64 to 1365 code for a protein of 433 amino acids. The record is from RefSeq and is a predicted model, not a curated record. Gene Ontology annotation, cellular component: nucleus. The transcript has a single exon. Gene Ontology annotation, molecular function: RNA polymerase II cis-regulatory region sequence-specific DNA binding; DNA-binding transcription activator activity, RNA polymerase II-specific.